Messenger RNA from Fomitiporia mediterranea MF3/22, 1962 nucleotides. RefSeq names its product voltage-gated potassium channel. The transcript is spliced from 7 exons. The coding region runs from base 1 to 1962 and encodes 653 amino acids. Gene Ontology annotation, cellular component: membrane. The record is from RefSeq and is a predicted model, not a curated record. Lineage: Eukaryota; Fungi; Basidiomycota; Agaricomycetes; Hymenochaetales; Hymenochaetaceae. Gene Ontology annotation, biological process: potassium ion transmembrane transport; stabilization of membrane potential. Gene Ontology annotation, molecular function: potassium ion leak channel activity.
AUGAUACCCUCGCAGGAUGACCUAAAGUCCUUGCCUAUCUUCGCGCCAUUGUUCGCCGCGGUUGCGGCACCAAUGAGUACUUUAAUGGAUAUUCCGUCACUGACUGAACCUUGGUUCUUCCAGCACGAGGCAUACGGCGAUAGUACAAAGUUACCUGAUCCACGAGCUAAUAUUGUAUUAAGUGCUGUUGGGCUUGCAUUUAACGUCCUCGCUAAUGCACUCCUCAUCCUUCGAUUCUCCGUGCGCGAGGGUCGUUGGAGAUAUACCACGCGGGUGAGCUUAAUAUGUUGGGUAGUGAAGUUUGGAAUUGCCUUGGGGAACGUCCUCGCCUAUGGAAUCCUGUCCCGAAACACGCCCGACGUAGGUUACGGAGAGGGGUUCUGGUGCGCAGUAAUGUCGUUGCUGAUUGUGACGGGCAUUGUUGUACUGCUUCUCUCACAUUAUUAUUUACACAUACGUGGAAAGAGGGAGCAGCGAGUACCACUAGAGACCCAAAUGAGCUUACGCAUCGCCGGGAGGCACUUUAUGCUCCAAAAUACGCUUUUCGUAACAACCAUUGGUUUGCUUGCGUUGGUUAUGUCGAGAGUAGAACAUUGGACCUACCUUCAAGGGAUUUACUUCUCGGUCGUUACGUUCCUGACAGUAGGCUUCGGCGACUUCUAUCCAACGAAGACAUCAACGCAGAUCGUGCUAUUCCCAUUCGCCCUUGUUGGUAUCGUGCAGCUCGCGUGUCUCGUUGACCUUCUUGUUCGCUUCUUCCACGGACGUCUUGCUGCUCGCCAUGCGGAAAGACGACGUGAGUUCGAGAAGCGGCGACAGGAAGAAGAGAAUAAACUUGAGAAGGAACCAAGUCUUGAACGGGAGAUGGAAUUUUUGAAUAAGUUAUAUAAUGAAGCGGAUAGAUGGAGGACUGUACAAGACCUUGCAGCUAACAUUACUGGGUUUCUCGCUUUCUGGCUCGUAGGCGCCAUAAUCUUUUCGCAAAUUGAGGGUUGGACAUACGGGCAAGGAUUAUAUUUCUGUUACGUCUUUUUCUUAACAAUUGGCUAUGGUGAUUUUACGCCGACACUUCCUGCGAGCAGAGUCGUAUUUGUGGUAUACUCCGUCGUCGCAGUGCCAGUCAUGGCUUCCUUUGCAGUGCAAACCAUACAGAACGUAUUUCAGAAAUUCUCCGUCGACCUUCUCCAACGGAACGAGGCGAAGGCGGGCGUCAGGACUGGCGGCACUGAAGACCGUGCACUAGGAGCGACCGAGAAAACUGCGAAUGUCGUCGAUGAAGAGAAAGGGUUGCCAAAGGACGUGGGCGAUAGGAUUCAGAAGAACGAUAAUGCAUGGAGGCAUAAGAAGACGCAUGCAGAUUACAUCGUAGCUGGACAUGAUCGGAUUGAUUCUUGGUUUUCAAAGCAUGAAUCCGAGAAGAGGGAUGAGGAUCUUGAUAAGGCUGCUGAAGAGGAUGCUGGAGAACGUGAAGUGGAACGUAAGCACGAUGAGGACCGCAUAUUGACAGAAUACGUCUUGGAAUUGGCCAUCGAGCUCGAGAAGCACGCACGUAGGCUAUUAAUGGGACAUUUGGACGAAGGGAGCGAUGCACGUAUGCUACUCAAGGCAGAUCGCAUUGUUCAACUCCGUAACAUCAGGACUUUGGCGGACCAAAUGCACUCAGACUGGGAUGCUUCUGGAGGAGCAGACGAAGCUGGUGGUGAUGGGUCGUCAAAAUCUGCACUCAAGGAAGGCAAGGGGAAGGGAAGAUUAAAUACAAUGAUGCAGAAGUACUAUGAAGAAGAGUCGGAUCUUCUCCCGUUUUCCAUUGAUCUGGAUGACCGAGAGACGCUAGAGGAGAUCGCACGCUAUCGUGAGACAUUCGCUGGUUUGCUCGCUGCAGGAAGCCGACUCUUGCGGUUAAAGGAUGAAGAACAGUUUUUGUUUGAGAGACGGUUUUGGAGAGGGAAUGAAACUGGAUAG